Molecule: messenger RNA, 1387 nt
Organism: Stegodyphus dumicola
Lineage: Eukaryota; Metazoa; Arthropoda; Arachnida; Araneae; Eresidae
Product: doublesex- and mab-3-related transcription factor A2-like
Biological process (GO): sex differentiation; regulation of transcription by RNA polymerase II
Cellular component (GO): nucleus
Molecular function (GO): RNA polymerase II cis-regulatory region sequence-specific DNA binding; DNA-binding transcription factor activity, RNA polymerase II-specific; protein binding
Source: RefSeq, a predicted model, not a curated record
UAGAAUGGAAGAGAUCUCGUCUAUCGCCUACUGAAACUGCUGUCAGUCCGAAGAGUGAUGGACUCAAACGGCGGCCUGAUGCAGAGGAAACCACAACAGACUCGGAAGCGUACGAUGAUGACGAUCGCCCUUCAAAAGAGCCAGAUCCUUCCAGUCCUCCACCUGCGGAAACCAGGAAACCAGAAUGGAGUUCCCAAGAGCCACUGGAUCUUCACCAUCGAAAUGGAGCCCCUUCUCCAGUUGAAAGCCAGACACAUGCGAGUGAGAUUCGACCUUUUGACUUGCACAAAAAGAAAUCACCAAUAGAUAUUUUAGCGCGAGUGUUUCCGAGAGAAAACCGGAGUAUUCUGAAUGUAGUUUUACAGAGAAAUGGAGGAGAUGUUCUUCAAGCCAUAGAUGAUCUCCUGAGCACGAAAGAGCCUGAUGCAGAGAAGACAACGAAUGAUGCUUCUUCUGAGGCCGCUAGUCCUAGUGCUUCACCUUUAUCUAGAAUACCUAGUCCGCGUCAAACCAACCAUCUUGGAGAACCAGCUUCUUUACCGGGAUUUUCAACUCCACCCAACUUUUUUUCUUCUGGACCAUCCUCUAACUUGGCUAUGACUGCAGGUGGCUUACCUUUCCGUAGACCGUAUUCUUCUUCUCCAGGGUCUCGCGGUUUAUUGACCGUGCCCACUUAUUCUGGGUUUUUCCCUGGAAUUGCUCCAACAUUUACUCCGGGUUACCCGAACUUUUUUGGGACUUCUUUAUCAACCAGUACUUCCACGGGCCCAGAUGACAGUAAGAAAAAAGGUGGGGAAUGCUGGCCGACAUGUGGCAAUCCUUCUCCGCAAGAUCUUUCUUCCCCUGACACAAAGAGCCCAAACGGAUUCGCUGAAUAAGUCCCGUUUUCAUUUUUAAAGAAAAAUGUACUGCCCCAAGAGAUAUUUUAAACGAUAUGUAAAGAGAAUCCAAAAAUGAUGCGAAAAUUGCAGAGUGGCAAGAUUGUUCAUUUUAUUAAUAAUUUUGUCAGAAACAUAUCAUGACAAAGGUUUACAUUUUGGGAUGAGUUUCUCUUAACUGUAUUUUUUCACAUGUGCAUAAUAUUGACUGCUACUGCUCACUCUAAAAUGAAGCCUGGACAAUUAUGAUAAGAAUAUAACAGUUUCAAAUUAUCUGUGCUUCUUCUGCUAUUUAUGCAUAAAUACGGAUUUUUAACAUCCCAUUAUCAUCAUCAUUAUUUUGAAGGCAAGACUAAAAUUAUUUAUGAACAUUUGAAAGUCAAUUUUCUGUUACCCGUUCCGCUUCGGAAAAUAUCGACUUUCAUGAGAACACAAACUGUUAUAUUUUAUUUCAUCGCUGUGCAUAUUUGUAAAUUUGCAUGCAAUAUGACGCACAUGCAUUAAAAUGU